This is a messenger RNA of Sitophilus oryzae (rice weevil), 987 nucleotides long. RefSeq lists its product as uncharacterized. Gene Ontology annotation, biological process: DNA integration. Bases 1 to 987 code for a protein of 328 amino acids. The transcript has a single exon. Gene Ontology annotation, molecular function: nucleic acid binding. NCBI's taxonomy places the organism in Eukaryota, Metazoa, Arthropoda, Insecta, Coleoptera, Curculionidae. The record is from RefSeq and is a predicted model, not a curated record.
AUGGCUAGUUUACCUGAAGAUCGUGUCAAUAUUUCUCGACCGUUUCAAAAAGUCGGUGUUGAUUUUGGUGGCCCAUUUUUUAUCAAGUGGUUCAGGUUACGCAAGGUAUCUCUAAUUAAAUGUUACAUUGCCCUUUUCGUUUGUAUGGCUACAAAAGCAGUGCAUAUUGAGGUUGUUUCCGGUUUAACCACAGAAGCAUUUCUCAUGGCUCUUAAACGAUUCAUAUCUCGAAGAGGAAACCCCUCAGUUAUUUAUAGUGACAAUGCAACUAAUUUUGCAGGUUCAAAAAAUCAAUUAAAAGAACUCUAUGAGUUUUUUAAGAGACAGGACAACUCUGACUCAAUUAAAAAUUUUCUCAGUCAAAAUGAAACCGAUUGGAAAUUUAUUCCUCCGCGUUCCCCACAUUGGGGGGGACUAUGGGAAGCUGCCAUAACAAGCACGAAGUAUCAUUUAAAGCGUCUAAUAGGAACUUCUAAUUUUACCCUUGAAGAGUUUACCACAAUUUUGCAGCAAAUCGAAGCUAUCCUUAAUUCGAGACCAUUGUGUGCUUUGUCCAAUGAUCCUUCAGAUUUAAAUUCUUUAACACCAGGACAUUUUCUGAUUGGAACGUCAUUAACAGCUUUUCCCGAGAAAAAUUUGUCAGCUCUUCCUCAGAACAGAUUGUCGUUCUGGAAACAAAGUGCUCGCAUACAACAAGUAUUCUGGAAACGCUGGUCCAUUGAAUACUUGAAUAGACUUCAAAACAGACCAAAAUGGCUCAAAUCAUCAAAAAAUAUUGAUGUUGGAACUCUCGUUCUUUUAAAAGAGGAUGACACCCCUCCCUUGCAUUGGCCAUUGGCUAGAGUUAUAGAAGUUUUUCCUGGAGGCGAUGGAAAAAUUAGAGUUGUAACACUUCAAACAUCAAAUGGCAGCUAUGUACGACCAAUCACAAAAAUAUGUUUAUUGCCCGAUCAAGACAUUACAGUAUGCGAAAAAGAAUCUUCUUAG